Molecule: messenger RNA, 7485 nt
Organism: Nycticebus coucang (slow loris)
Lineage: Eukaryota; Metazoa; Chordata; Mammalia; Primates; Lorisidae
Gene: SPHKAP
Product: SPHK1 interactor, AKAP domain containing
Exons: 13
Coding region: 634-5787 (1717 amino acids)
Cellular component (GO): cytoplasm
Molecular function (GO): protein kinase A binding
Source: RefSeq, a predicted model, not a curated record
GCGAGCUGCUGAGCUAUCAGGCAUUACGUGGCAAAACAUAGGAAGAAAACCCGAGACGCUCAGCCAGAGGAACGGUGCGCGCCCAGGGAGAAGGUGGGACCGAGACCGGCAGCCUGAGGAACAGUGCGCGCCCAGCAGGGAACGCGGGCAUCUCCCGGACUGAGAGAGUGACUCUGGGAAAGUGGGUGAACAACUUGAGGGCUCAGACCUGCUGUUCGCCAGAAGGAACAGUAGGGAAGGAGACCGGGCGGAAGGCGGGGAAGAGGAAUUUUGUUGGGAGUCACCUUUGCUUCUGGUCUGGAGGAGCGUCAGAGAAAGCUCAGCAGGACCUCUGAUAACAGACUGGGGCCGCCCUGGAGGAGACAAGAGCUGGGCGGAAGGAUAGGAGCAUCAGCCAAGCGCUCUUGCAAGAUUAGAGGGGACAGCGGAAGGGGACGCCGGGCAGCCACAGCGCGCAGAGCUUCCUGGCCAGGGAGGAGCAAGGCUCCGCCGGCGCCGCCGCCGCCCCAGCCUGCGCGCCUCUGUCCGCGCGCGCGGCCGUCUGGCGCUCGGGAAGGCGAUCCUAGCGCCGCAGACUUCCCUCCCUGAGCCUGCACCUGCCGUCUUUCUCCUCAAUGCGCCAAUCAACAAUGGAUGGCAACUCUCUGCUUUUGGUACCAAGCCAUGUGGGUGGUUGAACCAAACCCUCCCACCUGCCUCUCUGCUGCCUUGCCUGCCAGGAGACACUCCCAGGAAUCCAGCACCUUGGAGUCGCCACUGAUGCAUGAAGUUUCAGAUCCUCAGCAGGGCAAAGGCCACGGCAGCUCGGGAAGCAGCCUGGGUGGCUCUAUCACCGCGUGUAAGAAGGUUCUUCGCAGCAACAGCUUGCUUGAGUCAACAGACUACUGGUUGCAGAACCAGAGGACGCCCUGCCAAAUUGGUUUUGUAGAAGACAAGUCGGAAAACUGUGCUUCUGUCUGCUUCGUGAACCUGGAUGUGAACAAGGAUGAGAGCAGCACUGGGCACCUGCAGCAGAAAUUGGUCAACAUUUCACCAGAUCUUCCAAAACUUAUCACCUCCAUGAAUGUCCAACAGCCAAAGGAAAAUGAAAUUGUCCUCCUAAGUGGAUUAGCAUCGGGCAAUCUCCAAGCAGAUUUUGAAGUUUCACAGUGCCCUUGGCUGCCAGAUAUCUGCUUGGUCCAAUGUGCAAGAGGUAACAGACCCAACAGUACUAAUUGCAUCAUUUUCGAAAUCAACAAAUUUUUGAUUGGUCUGGAACUGGUGCAGGAGCGGCAGCUCCACCUGGAAACAAACAUCUUGAAACUGGAGGAUGACACAAACUGCUCCUUGUCCUCAAUCGAGGAAGACUUUCUCACCGCAUCUGAGCACUUGGAAGAGGAGAGCGAGGCAGAAGAAUCCAGGAAUGGUUAUGAAAAUAUAAACAUCUCAGCCAACGUUUUGGAGAGUAAAAAUUCAAAGGAAUCUGCCCAGGAGGAAUGGAAUUACAAGGCAACGUUGCUUCAUGCUUUGGAAGACAAAUACAUUGGCAAAUAUCAUACACCGUUGAUUAAAACAGAAAGAUCUCAGGAAAACCCGGCAGAGAAGUCAUCCUUGCAGAGUCUAGACUCCUCAGCAAAGCCUUUACAGGGGCAAGGUGAAACUGUGGGGAAUGAGAGACAAGCUACACCUUAUUAUUCAGAAAAUCUUAAAGGUCAAGUGGAAAAAUCACAGGCAUUGCAUAUUCCAAGUGAUGCUUAUUUCUCCAUGAUGGUUAAAGAUGUACCUUCUGCAUCGGACACUGUCACUGAGCAGAGCAGCGACCUGUACCCAGGAGACCAGGAAGAUGCAAGGAACUCUCUUCCUUCUGUGCAAGAUGGAGAAGUCACUACUGGAGACUACGCUACAAAUUUAGCAGAAUCCGUGCUGCAAGAUGCAUUCAUUAGAUUAUCUCACUCCCAGCCUAUCCUGCCCCAGGAACCUGCCAUCUGUGUAUCUGGAGGAAGUGCUCUGCUUCCCAGUUGCUGUUCCACAAAAGAUACCAUGGUCUCUCAGUCAUGGAACGAGCUCCCCAAAAUUGUCAUUGUUCAGAGUCCAGAUGGCAGUGACACUAUGCUGGACCCAGGCAUCUCUUCCUGGCCUGAGCCAGAAGUCCCUGUAGAAACCUCAGACAACUCCAGCAGACACACCCAGAGUGCUCUAGAAGUAGCAUUAGCCUGUGCAGCCACUGUGAUUGGAACCAUUUCCAGUCCUCAGGCCACAGAAAGACUCAAAAUGGAGCAAGAGGCCGUGGCAUCAAACCUACCACUGGGUGGCAGUGCAGCUCUGCAAACUCAAGCAUCCCAGGAAGCCAAGGAUCCUCCCAUCAGCGAUUAUUCCUUUCCUUCUGCUUUGUGUGGCAUGACUCAGGUAGCCAGUGCCAUUGCUGUCUGCGGCCUGAGUGAAAGAGAAGAGGGGACAUGCCCUGUGGCUCCAAGUGGCUUCUUACCUGCAGCUGAAGAUUCUGAAGCAACCCCGCCACUUUAUAGUUUAACAACAGGGAGAGGCGUGGAGCUGGGGAAGGAAGCCAUUGUGGAGGGGCUGCUCAAGGAGGCUGCUCGGGUUUUGACAAGGCCUAACACCUGCGGCAGCAUUGGGGAUUUCAUGGAAUCCAUGAACAGGAGAAUCAUAGAAACUGCUUCAAAGCCUCAGACCCUAUGCUCAGAAAACGUCCUCAGGAAUGAACUGGCGCAGACCCUGUCCAAUGUCAUCCUGAAGCAUUCCAUUGACGAAGUUCACCAGAAAAAUAAGAUGAUGGACCCCUCCGACAGCAGGCAUUCCACAGAAGUUCUGGACACCUUAGUGGAAAGUACAAAUCAACUGCUCUUCGAUGUGAUAUGCUUCACCUUCAAGAAGAUGAGCCACAUUGUGCAACUCGGGGAACGCCCCGCGGUCCUCUCCAAGGAGGCGGAGGGAGGUGUCCAGCCACCUGCUCAAGCUGCUGGGCAAGCAGAGACAAAAGCCACUGAAGGCUCCAGCUGCUGCCCACUCAGCAGUGCACACGGCACCCGUCUGGUCACCGACCAUCUUGUGGACGCGCAUCCAAAACAAGACCACAAGGGUGGCUUGAGGCCAAGUUUCUUCCAGAACCCCACGCUGCAGUCUGAAUUAUCAUGUAGCCACAGACAGCCCAACUCUUUAGCUACGAAAACAUCCCCCAAGGAAAUAUAUCUGAAGAAAACGGUGACAGAGGACACAAAAUGCCCUCAUCAGACACCCAGGCGUGGUGAGAAGGAACGCAGAGCCUCUUUUCAAGCUGACUGGUCACUGGCAGGGGGCCAGUGCAGAAGCUGUUCCCAGGAUGCCGAGGACGGUAUCAGCCCAGACACCCAGGAAAAGUGUCACUGUGCCACCCUAAUAAACCAAGAGGCUCGAGUUCACCUGUCCUUGUCGGGGGAUGACCUGCAGCUUCCUGCUCAGUCCGCGCCUCCAGCGAAGCCCGCAGACGUCUACCGCAUCGCAGACUUUGCCGAGGAGUUGGCCGAGACCGUGGUUUCCAUGGCAACCGAAAUCGCAGCGAUUUGCCUGGAGAACUCCAGCGGAAAGCAACCUUGGUUUUGCGCGUGGAAAAGAGGGAGCGAGUUUCCGGUCACCCCUUGCCGAACCUUGAAAAGGAAGAAGGAAAGCCCGACGGGGGCGGCUUCUGUGAGGAAACACAAGCCUCCCCGGCUCAGUGAGAUCAAGAGGAAGACGGACGAGCACCCCGAGCUCAAGGAGAAGCUGAUGAACAGGGUCGUGGACGAAUCUGUGAACCUCGAGGACGUCCCGGAUUCCGUCAAUAGUUUUGCAAACGAAGUGGCAGCCAAGAUCAUGAACCUAACGGAGUUCUCCAUGGUGGACGGUGUGUGGCAAGCCCAGAGCUAUCCCCGGAGUCGGUUCCUGGGCGGUGGCGACAGGUGGAGCCGGAUGAAGGCGUCCAGCUGCGAAAGCAUUCCCGAGGAGGCCUCGGAGGCCAGGGUCCGCGUCGGCAGCCUGGGGCUGAUGAGCACCUUAAGCCAGCCGGUCAGCAGGGCCAGCUCCGUCUCCAAACAGUCCAGCUGCGAGAGCAUCACGGAUGAGUUUUCCAGGUUCAUGGUGAACCAGAUGGAAAGCGAAGGGAGAGGAUUUGAGUUGCUGCUGGAUUACUACGCCGGCAAGAACGCCAGCAGCAUCCUGAGCUCCGCCAUACAACAGGCAUGCCGGAAAAGCGACCACCUGGACGUGAGGCCGAGCUGUCCCUCCAAGCAGUCCAGCACGGAGAGCAUCACCGAGGAGUUCUACAGGUACAUGCUGAGGGACAUGGAGAGGGAUAGCAGGGACAGCGCCUCCUCCAGACGCAGCAGCCAGGACUGGACGGCGGGCCUACUGUCUCCCUCGCUGCGAUCCCCGCUGUGGUACAGACAGUCGUCCGUGCCGGACAGCAGGUCCCCCUGUGCCGGCUUAACAGUCAGUGCUCCCGUCAAAGCUAACUCCUUGGAUGGCUUUGCUCAGAGCUGCCCACAAGAUUUCCUAAACGUACAGCAGGUCGGUGGCACGUCCUCGUCCGGUCUCUGCAAAUCUGACUCUUGCUUGUAUCGGAGAGGCGGGACUGAUCACGUCACAAAUAUGUUAAUUCACGAAACGUGGGCAAGCUCAAUUAAGGCCCUCAUGCGCAAGAACAAAAUUAUCGUGGAUGACGCGGAGGCAGCUGAUGCUGAGCCGACUUCCAGCACCUGUCAAGGGCAGAAGUGUGUGAAUCCCUCAGCUGCAGGCAGGGGCUGCAGUGGGCCAGCCCUGCUGGUUCAGGAGUCUGGGGGUUACCGGAGGAAAGACUCUGCUACUGAAAGCAAACAUCUCUCAGUGUCGUCUCUGAGCCAAACUGCUCCUCUUACGAGCCACAACAGUUUGGAUUGCAGAAAGGAAACUUCCUCGUACUGUGAUGCUGUCCCUCCGAACCACACCAGACAAUCACUUUGCUCAAGGGAAGUGCCUUUGAUUCAGGUUGAAACAGAUCAGAAAGAAGCCUGUGCUGGGGAAACUGAGCACUUCCUUUCCAAAAGCAGCCCCGUGAAGGAAGCAGAAGAUCGUCUGAAUGAAGAAAAAGUCCCAGAUACUGUGAGAGGGGCAGAUGCGGGUGUGAGCACCUGCGAAAAGCAUGGUGACAGCCUUGAUGCCAGAGACGUGCCAGAAACUGAAAUAUCUACAAAUGCCAGAGCCCCAGAUGGGAUCCCCAACCCUCCCAGCGGCAGUGAAGAGAGCACAGGCAGCUGGUCCCAGCUGGCCACCGAGGAUGACAACCCAGAUGACACGAGCAGCUUUCUGCAGCUCAGUGAGCGAUCCCUGAGCAAUGGCAACAGUAGUGCCACUAGCAGUCUUGGCAUUAUGGACCUGGACAUUUAUCAGGAAAGCAUGCCAUCUUCUCCCAUGAUUAAUGAAUUAGUAGAAGAAAAGGAGAUUCUUAAAGGACAGUCAGAAAACAUAGAGGAAAGUGCCUCUGAACUGCCAGUGGGAGGAGCCGGCCACCAGAGGAAUCUGCUGGUGAUCAACUUUGACCUGGAGCCAGAGUGUCCUGAUGCUGAGCUUCGAGCCACUCUGCAGUGGAUAGCCGCCUCCGAACUCGGGAUUCCCACCAUCUACUUUAAGAAAUCUCAGGAAAACAGAAUUGAAAAGUUUCUAGACGUUGUGCGGCUGGUCCAUCAGAAGUCCUGGAAGGUGGGGGAUAUCUUUCACGCAGUUGUCCAGUACUGCAAAAUGCAUGAGGAACAGAAGGAUGGGCACCUGAGUCUCUUUGACUGGCUCUUGGAACUGGGAUAAGAAAGGAGCAAUCCUUCCCUUUACUCCAGCUUACAUUACAGUGGUUUGUUCUUAAUGCUCUAAAUGUUCUCAAAACAUCACAUCACCUUAGCAGAGCUGUAAAAAAAAAUCUGCUACUCAAGUUCACUGCACACGGAAUAAAUCUAAGGAAAAGCAAAAUAUAGGUCUAUCCAAAUCUGUACAACCUGUGGGUGAGUCCCAAAGAGCUUGGAUUAGAAAGGCUGGAUAAAGAGAAACCUCAUUAUGAGGUCUAAACCCCCGAAAAGCUGCACUCAUGUAUGUUGAAUCAUAUAUAAUGUCUCCAGCUAGGUAAAUUAACUGAAAACAGCUGGACAUAGACCCUCCAUAUUAUCCUGUAACUAUAUCCUGUAUAGUUUACUUUUCUGAGUAUAUGAAGGGCAUGCCAGCCCAGGGAAACAAUAAAGAUAUCAAUAAGAAAUUCCCAGGCCUUCAUAUAAAAGACUUCCACUUUAGACCAGUUUCAGUGGCUAUUGAUAAAGGUAUACCAGUGUCCUAAGCUGAGGUGAUCUCAUUUAUUUGCUAUAAUCCUCUGAUAAAUAUCUCACUUCUGCCCAACAAUACCCAGCUCCUACAUAGCCAAGAAACUGUUAGCAUUCAAUGGAGGGAGAAGAAUAUUGAAGAUAUUGCAGGUCCUGUUCCCAACACCACAUUACUUGGAUAAAGUGAUUACAGAAUUCUUACCCUGAAGAAAGCUUUCUUACUUAAAAAAAAAAAAAAAAGUAUUUUGAGAUUAAAUCUACUUGUGUAUGGAAGUAUAUAAAAUAGAAACUUUUACUUUAGUUCAUUGUAAAUUAUGAAAGAGAUUGUUAUCUUAAAUAAUAUAUUGAGUUAGCUUAGAGCUUCAUAAAAUAUGAAGAAAUUGUUGCCUAAAGUCAUAUAAUGACACUGAGCUCAGAGGUUUGUUUCACUCGGAACGUGCUGGUUCUGGUACAGCAGACAUGCUAUUCCAAUGACGCUAAAAGGUGGAGGCAGAGUAACAGGCUCAUGUUUGACGUGGCCAGUAAGGAUCCCACACCGUCCCUGAUUGGAAGAUAUUAGCAUUCAUCUUGGGGGAAGAAGACGUCAUCACUUCAAUAUUUAAGUACAUGAAUAAUAGAGAUUCACUCUUUUGGAAAAUAAAGGUAUCUACUGUACCCUAGUAAGUCUUCCUUCCAAGUAAAUGGACCACACUGACUUUUAAUUUCUUGAUCAAAGAUGUGUUUAUUAAGGAUUUUCAGAAAUACCAUACUUUUACUCUAUUUUUAAAGAUUGUGAAGAAAUGUUAAAUGUGAACAAAUCAGUGCUGGUCUCAAGUGAUCUACCAUCCAAAUUUUGAAACACCAAGAAAGCGUCUUGGUAAGCUUUUCUUCCCCCCCCCCUCAGCCACUCAGCAUUAAGCAUUUAUUAUACAAACAGUCCAAAUUUAGGUAGUAUAUUUAAUUUGGCACAUUAACAAAAUGUCAAAUUUUAAAAUAUAUCCAUCAUCUCAAACUGAAAUAUGCUUCUUUGUGCUUAAAACAAUGAAAAAGGAUAUAUUUAUUUUUUAAACAAUCCCAGAAUAUUGUGUUUAGACCUUUCUUGUGCUUGAAUAAAUGUUUACUUAUCUUACAAAGCACAAAUACUGUAUUGUGACAUGUGAUGAAGUUAUCUAUGUUGUACCUAAUGUUGCAAACUAAUCAAUAAAUUUCUGUUGUCAAA